AUGUCGCCAUAUUUAAAUUUGUAUUUUUUUUUUGUCAUUUUUAGCGGACUUAGUUUGUCUCCGAGUCAAGGUCGGGGUGUCACUCCAGUUUAUCUAAGAUGUGUUCAGGGUCACAUAACGUGGACGUAUCCGAGAGGAGCUCUCAGGGUGUUAUUAAGACUGCCAAACAGCGAAAGAGAAUUUCGCGGUUGCAUAAAAGUCACGCCUGAUUUUUCCGGCGCGAGACUUUUCGUAGAAGGUAAAAGAUCACUGUCGCCAUUGUUUUCACUCGACGAUGGAGCACAUAAACAAAUGAUACGGUGUUUUCAAAGUAAAAAAGGACAAGCUGCAAUUUACGUUGAAGCCGUUAACGAAUCCGGAGAAUUUAAAAAAGAAAUCGCGGGUUUCAGUUACGAUCUUCAUCCCGUGGCCAAAGGGUCAUCAGUUUAUGAUCUCAUUAACGAUGGAUGCCGUCCGUGCACUCAUCAAGAAAUGGCUCACGCCUUUUGCACAAACGAUUUAGUUGUUAGAGGAUUGAUAUAUGGAAUAGACGUGAGACCGGAACUAGAAAUAGCGGAAAUAAAUGUUAAAAUAACAAAAGUUCUCAGGCAUUCGACUGAUGAUUUGUACAGCACUAAUAAUUUAAUACCUACGUCUUACGUAGAUUUGAAAAAAAUAAAAUCGCAGGAAAAAAAUGUCAAUUCUAGUGAUAAUAAUGAUAAUGAUAAUAAAACGAGUCAUAAUAAAUUAAGAGAAAAGGAAAUAGUUAAACUAGUCAUGCCUAGACAUUGUUCACCUCAUCACGGUCCUGGUGAAUUUGUUUUCACGGGUAGGAAAAAACUUGGAGAUUUAACGAUGGUAUGCGUAUCAACGUUAUCCGAAUGGGCGGUUAUUGUAAGAACUUUGAACUCGGACGGUACCUCUCAUUGUGUGCUAAAAAGUUAA
Pediculus humanus corporis (human body louse) is the source of this 924-nucleotide messenger RNA. RefSeq lists its product as uncharacterized. The transcript is spliced from 2 exons. NCBI's taxonomy places the organism in Eukaryota, Metazoa, Arthropoda, Insecta, Psocodea, Pediculidae. Gene Ontology annotation, molecular function: hormone activity. Bases 1 to 924 code for a protein of 307 amino acids. The record is from RefSeq and is a predicted model, not a curated record.